AUGGAAACGGAAAGCGAGUCCUUAGAGUCAUUACUCGAAAAGAAAGAAUCUAUAGAGGAGAAUAUUAUAAAUCACCCAUGGACCAACUCGCUCAACAAGUUACUAGAAAUUAGCGACAAAUUGUCACCACCAGAGGCAGAUCAACACCUUGGCGUAUUAGUUCACACCGAUUCUAAUUUGCUGGAAAGCUUGCUAUUUCAUUUCCCAAUGAUGGACGAUACUACACGGCUGGUGGUUUUGGAACACCUUACUCGGUUUGCAGAGUAUAAUGAUAUGAACAAGUGGAUACUGUUUAAAGUUAACACGACCAGUGCGCUAUUGAAAACACUAAAGAAACUCACUCAUAGCAACGCAGUAACCACAACCACCACUGUAAUAGACCACCAGCGUUCCCUCGUAGUGGAACAAAUUUUGAAACUAGUUGAGAUUGUGUGCUCGUUCUCUGUUAAAGUCUCUGAUGUCAAGUUGAUUUUAAACCUUAUUUGUCUAACGAAUGAAGAGGCCAGAAGUCCGUUUGAAGAAACGACCACCAUUGCUACGCCCACGAAUAUCGUCACCUAUUAUCAUGCACCGCUUGUUAAACUACUAUACACAAUCGCUCAAAAGGAGAACACCAUUGAUUUUUUAUAUUUUCAAGGUGUGGAGUCGGGUCUCGUAUUACCGACGAUUGAAAAAUUUCCAUUGAAUGGGUAUUCAUUCUUCACGUGGUUCAAGAUAGACUCUGCCACUCCUUAUCAUAAAUUUUCAUCCUCGGAAUCCAGUGACAGUAAUAAAAAAAAUGAUAAUGAAAAUAACAAUGCCCCCCGGUUAUUCUCAUUUUUCAAUAAGUCAGGAAAUGGAAUUGAGGCUUAUUUCAUGAACAAAGAAUUACAUUUCCUGUGCAGAAAAGGGAAAGAGGUGUACAGGGAUACGAUGAAUAAUUUGAAAUUCGUGCCCAAUCGAUGGUAUUUCAUUACUUUUGUGCAUCACCCACCAAAACGUGGUUGGACUUCAUCGCCGGCCGAGAUUAAUGUCACGGUUGAUGGUGAAUUUGAGUGGAAGACAAAAUUCGAUUACCCUGUUGACUGUCCCAAUGAAUCCUUCGCUAAAUGCGCCGUUGGUGCUUCGUUAGUUGAUUCUCAUCAUACUCAUCAAAGAGUUGAAAUAGAUAAGAAGACGACUGAAUCCAAGAGUAGUAGUUCUUUUCGUCUUCUAAAUUCUUUUUGUGGCCAAAUGACAACAAUAUAUUUAAUUGCUGAUGUACUUUCUCGAGAUAAAAUAAAUUAUAUUUACUCACUUGGACGUAAUCAUGUCACACAAUUUCCGACAGGACAAACAGAUGGAGGUACCACCACCUCUUCUUCUCGACAAGUGGUUGACGGGAUAAUGGGUUCAAAAAUCUUGUUUCGGUUUCACGUCAAAGCAUCCGAAAAUGAAAAAUGUUUUAAUCUUGCUCCACGUAACAAUCAUCAUUCACAAUUUCAAUUUGCCACCCUUGUAUCGGUGCAAAAAUGUUACACGUUAAGUUUACAAAGUGCAAUUAGAUCCUUGGGCGAUAUUGAAGUCUUAUUUCCAAUGAUAUUAAAAUUUGACCAGCUCGACUCUAUCACACAUCGAGCACCUUUUGAAUCGCAAGACGAUUUCUUUGCAUCAGAAAGUCCUUGUCGUUCAUUUUUCGCCCUUAUCACCGCUCUUUUACAAACCAAUGCUAAAAGUCAAGCUCACAUAAUAAAAUCACGUGGAAUAAGAGUUAUCAGUUUACUCUUACAACAGAUUGGGCCUCGAUAUUUGACAAUAACGGCGUUUCAAAGCAUCGUCGCAUUAGCAAAUGUCUUGUCUGGGAAUGAAGAACUUGUCCAUGAGGUAUACACACAUCUCGUAUUCGAGUUUAGGCUGUGGAUGUAUUCAUCGUUAGACAUCCAAAAAUACUGUAUAGAAUUUUUAAAGAAUUUUUGCAACUCACGAAAAAAAAUGUGUCGUGUCCAUUUUGGGGUGCAAUAUUUUCUGGAUUCAUUACAAACAAUCUAUUGGUACGAGCAAACAGAAAAGUCUACCCCACAUCGACAUAUGAUUGCUGGUGCGACACGUCCAAGACAAAUAAAAGAAUUACGUGCACUAGUGCUAAACAUUAUACGUGAUUAUGUCAUAAAUGACAUUACUAAAGAUGAAACUGUGUGUAUUCUACGUAAUUUAUCAGUGAGUGAAGACGACGCACAUAUUAUCGAAAUCUUGCAAUUGCUUCUCGACUUGCUAAUCCAGCAUUUGGCUGAAAACAUCGCAUCAUACGGUGGAUUUGAGAUAUUUUGUGAGCUGCUUAAACGACGGCGCGAAGAAACUGUCCGUCUUUAUUGCAUAAAGAUAAUGACAUUUCUAAUAACGUGUCCGACAACACCACCUCAAUUCGCAAAAAAAUUAAGAUUUAUGGAUACAGAUCCAUCGAAUCUCGGCACAAAUCCAUCGCUUCAAAACAAAAUACUUGAAGAAUUUGUCGGACUUUUUAAACAUAAUAUUGAUUAUUGUCUUCAAUUUAACCAACUGUGGUGCUGGCAACGUUUGUUGGUCUCCCUUAUCCCACCGUACGCUACUAUCCAGAUUAAUUCCCCUCAGAAAGACACAGCCAAUUGGGUCAUUGAUUUACUAACUUGUAUUACUUGGAAUCUAUUACCAGUGGAAAAAAAUGCUUUUCAAGCUAUUGAAGAAACCAUAUUUCUUAUUUGGACUAGUGAUCGUGCCAAUUCUCUAGAGGUUAUUCGUGCUUUUCUGUCCCUUAUGCUUUGUGUUUUAGCUAAAGAUAUACGUGAGAUAGAUUUGGUGAUCUUUGGCAGUAUCAAAUUGGAAAAUAUUGUGAGAUUAGUAAUGAUUACUGAAGAGAUUAUAUUCAGUCAUAAAGAUAUAGCUCAAGUUGUAGAGCAAGAAUUGAGCAGUAACGAGAACAACACAUCAUUAUCCACAAGCUACUCAUCAUCAUUCCGUUCAAUGUAUGAAACUGGUCUUCCUGCAAUCAACGCACUCGGCAUCAACGAAAUGCCAGUCUUCCAAAAGUUGGAAUCGACCCUUCCCUCAUCCCUUAACUCGCUAUUACGACCUGACAACAUGGUAUUUCAGAGUGCGAGUAAUCCAUGGGAAGAAGACCAACUACUCGCCGAAACAUACCUGGAGAUUGUUAACGCGUUAGAUCGGAAGGCAGGAUGGAGGUUAGAGACAAUACCACCUAAUCGGAUCGACCUGCGUCCCGGCGACACUUGUCGCAUGGUUUUACGAAUCCUGAUUGCUGGGAUCUCGACCCCUGAUCCAUUGCUACGCGAAAAGGCACUCGAGAACCUUGUUGGUUUUAUCGACCGGCAUGUCUCAACUUCGAACACUGCUUCCUCCACUACCACCGGAAAACUGCUCGAAGAGUAUCUCUGCACUGAUAGCGAUAUCUUCCAACAGCAUAUCAAGAUGCUUUUAGGCGAAAUCCAUGAAGCUUUCAUAGCAAGUCAAUCCACCAAUGGCUCAUAUGAACACAAGACAGUUUUUACUUACUAUUUUGCCAUGAGCAAAUGUCAAAAUUACCUUACUCCUUUAGAGGAUCCCAAACUAUUUAGUGACACAUUAGCAAGGGUAUGGAAAAAUUCAAAAUUCGACGAACAGGCGUUUGUUCAAUUUAUCACGUCUCGCGAUUGGAUAACUGUUCAUGAUCGACUUAUAGUACCUGCAAUGAAAGCUGCUGGCGACGAUGAUUUCGCCAUGGUGAGACGCUUGAAAGCAGCUUUUGCAAAGAAAUUUGGAAAAUUUUUGUUCCGCUCGAAAAAGGAAGAUCAAAAUAUGGCAAAAUUCGCAUUGGCUUUUGAUACGGAUUUGAAUAACAUGGUACAGAGUUACAAAGAGGAGGAGAUAAACCGUAUAUCAAAUAUCGAGAUUGACAAAAAGAACGAAACGAUGCGCACGUCUCGUAGAUGGCAAGCAAAAUUUCACGAAUUAACCCAGGAACGUGGAGCAUGGUCAGUGCGACGUCAGACAGAAAUUCAUUGGAGAUUAGAUAAAUCCGAGAACUAUUCACGUAUGCACCGAAAACUGACAAUUAAUUAUGAUUAUGAUCCGCACAAUGAGGCAAGCGCGAAGAGAGAUAAAACACCAAUUUCACAGAAUAGAAACAGGUCCAAGAGUGCUAGUAUCCAGCGAAUAAAAAUAAACAAUCCAUAUGUCUCUUCUCUGAAUUUGAUCGAUCCGUGGACUGACAUGUGGACGUCAAUCCUAUCAAUUCUCCCAAAGGCAGACGAGUCAGAAAGUUCGGAUGAGUUUGAAGAUGAAGAGUGGAAUGUAGUGGCUGGUGAUGAUGUAGUUGGCACGGUGGAUGUCUCGAUAGACAAACCGAUUUUUUCGGCUGAAUGCGAGCUGAUUAUAUUGUUGUCGGCGAUAAAAGGGCGUAUUGAAUUGACUACUAAAAAUUUAUCGUUUUUUGUGGAUCGCCAGAGCAUUUUACAAGAGUUAAGUAAUAUUGAGCAAGGCUCGGUGAUUGUCGACACGGAUAUGCUUCGAGAUAAAAAUUGGUUAUUAUCGGAAAUAAGAGAGAUUGCUUUACGCAAUUAUUUACUUAGAAGAAGUGCUUUAGAAUUUUUCAUGACAGAUCAAACAAAUUAUUUUUUCAAUUUUCCUGAGCCUAAUGACCGCAAGCUACUGCGAAAGAAAAUAAUCUCGUUAAAGCCCUCAUCAAUGAUCAAUCAAGACCAUCGAUCACCUAUUGAAAUACUAGCAAAUUCUGGCAUAACUCAACGCUGGCAACGUCACGAAAUAUCAAAUUUUGAAUACUUGAUGCAUUUGAAUACCAUAGCGGGGAGAUCUCACAACGAUCUUUCACAAUACCCAGUAUUUCCUUGGAUUCUAGCCGACUACGAGUCGGAAACCAUAGACUUGGAUGAUCCAAAAGUAUACCGAGAUCUGUCAAAACCUAUCGGUGCUCUUGAUCCCGAUCGACUCGCACAAGUUCUAGAACGAUAUGAAGGUUUCGAGGAUCCUUCAGGGCGCAUACCGAAAUUCCAUUAUGGAACACAUUAUUCGAGUGCGGCAACUGUUGCUGGAUAUCUUAUACGCUUGGAGCCAUUCACAUCUGUGCACAUUUCUUUACAAGGCGGAAAAUUCGAUCAUGCUGAUCGGCAGUUUCAUUCUAUAGAAAGGACUUGGCACGCGUGUCUACAUGGGAGUGGCGACGUACGAGAAUUGAUUCCAGAAUUUUUUUACCUUCCUGAAUUUCUAGUCAAUAAUAAUAAAUUUGAUCUUGGGGUUCGGCAAGAUGGCGUUCGCUUGGAUGAUGUAAUAUUACCAAAAUGGGCCUCCACCCCCGAAGAGUUUAUCCGUCUUCAUCGAGAAGCUCUCGAAUCUGAUUAUGUGUCUGCAAAUUUACAUCAUUGGAUAGAUUUAAUUUUUGGUUAUAAGCAAACAGGCGAGGAAGCAAUUCGAGCACACAAUGUAUUCUAUUAUCUCACAUAUGAGAACAAAAUAAACAUUGAUAGCAUAGAAGAUGAACACGAGCGAAAAAGUAUAGAACAGCAAAUAUAUCAUUUUGGUCAAACCCCCACACAAUUACUUAAAAAACCUCAUCCACAACGUUUUCCAAAGCGCGAAUUCAUAAAAAAAGAUAUCUUAAGCUGUCAAGAAAAUCAUAAACAAUAUCUCGUACAGUUGAUUUCGAAGCGUCUUUUGUACAUUGCUGUUUCGAAUGUUGAUAUUGAUGUUUUUUCCACGUCGCCGGUUCAGCAGAUUGUUACUAUUGAUGAAGACGGCAUUGUGGGCAGCCAUCGGAUUACGCCGAACCCUGUUACUGCCGAGAUACCGUUUUCUGUUGAGGUUGAUCCUAUGUUGGAAUAUAAGAGUCGAUUGAAUAGUCCGUUUUGCUACGACGCGGUUAUUUCACCGAGAUGCUUUACGUGUAGUCAGGAUGGAAAAGUGUUAAUUAGCUGUGGUCAUUGGGACAAUACUAUCAAAGUCACACUUACAGAAACGGGCAAGACCAUCGAUAGCAUACCAGGACAUGACGAUAUCGUAACUACUGUUGCAAUUAGCGAGGAUGGUAGAACUAUCGUCACUGGAUCUCGGAGCUCGUGUGUCUUAUCGUGGAACAUCAAUUUGAGUGGUGAUAAUGAGUUCUUGGAUAUUAAUCAUACGCCUACGCAUGCAUUUUAUGGUCAUGAUGAUGAGAUAACUUGUGUGGCAGCGAAUGCAGAACAUGAUAUUUUAGUGAGCGGAUCUAAGGAUGGCACAUGUAUCGUUCACUCGUUACGAAAUGGAAGCUAUAUUCGUACUUUGCGGCCAUUAGAUGAUGCUGAUGCAACAGUCGAGAAUGUAUGUGUUAGUAAGGAAGGCAAUAUAAUCGUAUAUGCUGAACGGAAAGACGAGUAUUUUAUAUACAGCUACUCGAUCAAUGGAAAAUUUCUGGGAACCGUGGAAAUUGAGGAACGAUUAAAUGACAUGAUCACCUCAUCGAUCAGAAACCAUGUCUUAGUUAGUAAUGCACGAGGGAUCGCGUUAUUCGAUUGUAUGAACCUAAAUUUCCAAUACCAAUUCGACAUCCCAAUAAUCGCACAUAGCAUUGCGCUAAGCCAAGACGCCGCCCGAAUAUACUUUUGCGGCGGUGGCGACGACGGAAAGAUUUUGAUAAUUGCUAAUCAAUCGCACGUAGAAUCAUCAUCUACAUCUUCAUCGUCUGAUUCUUAA
Molecule: messenger RNA, 6672 nt
Organism: Ambispora leptoticha
Lineage: Eukaryota; Fungi; Glomeromycota; Glomeromycetes; Archaeosporales; Ambisporaceae
Source: the annotation of a GenBank genome assembly